Asterias rubens (European starfish) is the source of this 5876-nucleotide messenger RNA. RefSeq names its product nucleolar pre-ribosomal-associated protein 1-like. The record is from RefSeq and is a predicted model, not a curated record. The transcript is spliced from 29 exons. Lineage: Eukaryota; Metazoa; Echinodermata; Asteroidea; Forcipulatida; Asteriidae. The coding region runs from base 128 to 5752 and encodes 1874 amino acids. Gene Ontology annotation, cellular component: nucleolus. Gene Ontology annotation, biological process: maturation of LSU-rRNA from tricistronic rRNA transcript (SSU-rRNA, 5.8S rRNA, LSU-rRNA); maturation of 5.8S rRNA from tricistronic rRNA transcript (SSU-rRNA, 5.8S rRNA, LSU-rRNA).
UCGUCGAAAAAUGCAUGGACAACUCUGCUAGUUGGACCACAUGCACAAGUAGUAGUUACACACAACACGAGGGUUGCACCGAUGAUUAUUUACAUUUCGCACGUACAAACGUCGGUUGUUCUUUGACAUGUUGGAGGCUCCUAUCCUGAUGGAAACAUCAUUAUCACCAAAUCAUGCUGGCAAGAAUUCUGAGGAAAAUGAUUUAGAUGGGGAGGAACCAAGUUGGGAGGAACACCAUGUACCGGAGGAAGUCGAUAUGAUGGAGAGAUGUCUUAAGCUAGUACAGAAAUGGCCACAGAUUCUGGAAUUGCUAUGUCAGGAAGAAACCUCGCUAAAGGAUAUCCGAGUGUCAUUUGAAACCUUGACAGAGAUUUUACAGUAUAUUCCAGAGAGUCUUCCAGAAGCCAUUCCCACAGUUCUGGAUGUUAUACAAAAGAUCUUAAAUGUGUACAUUGGUCAAGUGUAUCGUGCACUCCAAGGUGGUAAUCCAAGUACAGUCAUUAUGGCAGCUCUCAAUCUCCUGAUUGCAAUGGUAGCCCAUAGCCAGUCAACAGCUCGAGAGGUUUUAACAUCGUUCAACCUCCAGCAUGGUGUGUUGAGGACACUUGUCAACAGAAGAAAUCCAAAGGAACAGGAAGAUAUUCGUGGAUGCUGCAUUCGUUUUGCAAUGGCUUUUUUCAUCAGUGCAGACAACAAGGUCAUAAAGCAAGUGUUGACAAAUAAAGAUUUUCUCAAGAGCUUCUUCCGAAAACUGGAACUUGAUCGAGUGUCCAACAUACAACUGCUUUUGAUCACAUUAUCUCAGUAUGUUGUGUGCAAUCCAACUGUGAGCAAAACCGAGAAAAUUCAUCUUCUGAAUGACUACACACUAUUGCAGUUUGCUGCACUGUACAGAUGGCAAGGUCCAACAGGUGCUGAGCUUGAUACUGAGGUUCAGUCAUCAGAAGCUCUCCAGUUUCCUGAAGUACGCCAACUCUGUCACCAAUUUCUAAUGAAAGUCACAUGUGAUCUUAAACAUGGCAUCAACUUUUAUGAUGGCACCCUUGGGCUCUCUGGAAAAAACUGCAACCCAAUCCUCCUCAAGUUUCUGUUAAGUUUACAUCGUGCUAAUGAAGAUAUGCUAAUUCAGGAUUUGGUUGUGAACAUUCUCCGAACCUGCCCUGACCUAUUGAACCCGUAUUUGACCUCAUGCAAGUACUCAUUCCAGCCCAUGCCACUUCCAUCUUGGUUUGCAAAUAUCAACCUCCUGGAAAAGAUUCUUUCUGGCCAGGUCGUUAUUUCUACUGCCUUGCAGCAAGCCAAUAUGUUAUGUACCAGCUAUACAGUACUCAUAGCAAUGGUCAACACAGUACCAACUGUCCUCACACCGGUGCUACUUUCACAGGCUGUCAAACAUAGCAACCUAUCAGUCAGCUACCACAUUCUUCAAGUCAUCAGGUUAAUACUGACAAGAGGUCAGGGUGUUAUACAGUGGUUAAGGGAAUCCAAGAUGUCUGCAGAAACAGUGGAACCUAUCCAAAGUGUGAUUACACAAUAUCAACAGGCUCUCAUGAAGGCCUUGCCAGAGGUGGAUACUUAUAUUGGCCUGCUGAACAAGCUGUUGGAUCAUCCAGUAGAUGGAGAUGGAAGUGACAACAACGUGAAGAAACAGGACAGUGAAGAAGCACUGUCUGGAAAGGAGGCUAAGCAGUCUGUUGCAGCCAGUGAUUUACCACAACUACCAAAGAGAGACAACGUUUUGUUACUACUGUUUGAUAUCUUAAGUGCGUAUCAGCAGACUAUCCCAUCCUCCUUUGCUCAGACUUCAUAUGAUUUCAGCCACUUACCACACAUACUCAAACAUACUGAGGCAACUUUACAGCCAGAUAUUGAGGAGAGAGCCAUCAAGAUGUUACUUGGCUUUCCUGAAGGAAAACUCAGGGGCUUUAAAGAGGUCAAAGGUGAGAGUGGAUCAACAGUUAUGCUGUUGCUGAAGCAGUUAACAUCAACGCCAGCACUCAAAGUUAAACUGCUAAACAAGUUUAUCAAGGAGACGGGGUUGUUUGAUCAGGCUGAAUGGGAAAUUACUUUGUGGCUUGAUAAGCUAGCUACACUAGAGCAGAAUGAGAGUGCGCACAUCGUCGGCAUAUUUUACAAAUCACUGACACAGGUCAUCAGAAACCCUCACCCAUUCAAUGACAAGGUGAUUGAGGCUAUGAACUGGGCUCACACACUAGUUCAGAAGGACACCACAGAUAAAUCUGUGAGCCACCAUCUGUCUGCACAGCCCAAUGUUUUAAUCCAAGCAAUGUCUUGCACUUUUGAUGAUAAGUGGUUCGUUAAGGAUGAGCAUUUGAGUGAAGAAUUACCUGUCAAACCACAACCAUGCAGUGCUGUUUUACCCUCAGCCCUUGAGGUUUUCACUCAGUUGAAAGGGCAAGACCAAAGAUUAUUCAGUCAAUACAUAUCCCAAGUAAUCCUGAGUAUCAUAGACUGGCAAGAGUCUCCCGAGUCAGUUUGUUAUCUACUGCAUCAAUACACUGAGGCUGAAGGUAGUAAUAUCAAGGCGCAGGUAUGUUGGCAACAAGUCCUACAAUACUGCUCACUGUGGUUGCCUUCCCAGCACUACCUGGAUGACUUACAUGUAGAUCAGAAGUGUUCUUCAGAUGAGACUUCAGAAGAUAAAUCAAAGGAUUGGAGAAGUUGUUUACGUGAUUCCAUCGUACAAGGUGCUGAACUUGGACCCGGUGACUUCAAGAUACUUUUACAGUGUGACAAACCUGAAGUAUUACUCAUGACAAGGCAGUUGCUGAUGUAUGUUAAUACACUGCAAGAGAAGCAGACCAAGAAUGUAUCUGCAAUUUCUCGGAGUUACUUUAAUCUGCUUCAGGAUAUAUUAAAGAAUGCUCAGUCACAUACAAAGCAGAAUCAACAAGCCAUGCAGACCAUUGAAGACACAAGUGCAGUUACUAGUACCUUAAACUCAAUCCCAGUAUAUGCAGAGUCUCAGGAUGAGGAGUGGUGGAUUGAUAUGGCCUGUCUAGUACUGCAGCAUACGCUUUUCAAAGCUUGCCUAGUUCACUUAACAGGUGCUUACCCUAUACCUCUCCCUCGUCAAUUGAAAAGUGACAAACAAGUAUGGAGUACAACUUUGAUGGAUUCCUUCCUGAAGUGCAUACAAGUGUUCAAACAACAACUUCCAACUCAAAAACUUGAACCCUUGCUCAAACCAUUCAUCGAAGCUUCAUUUCAUAGCUUCUUACACUUGGUCACUACAAAGAAGAAGAAAACUGAAAAGAAAUCAUCACAAGCAUCCAAAGGCUACACUGUGGAGUUAUUUAAGAAGAUAUGUUUAUAUGGGGAAGCAACUGAGAUAAAUGAGAUAAUUGGAGCAUUAAUUCAGACAUUAGAAAGCAAGGAUGUAUCAAUGACUAGUACAGAUGAUGAAUGGCAUGUAUGUCUCCUUGAUGUACUGUGCCAGUUAUUGCUCAUCAUUGAAUGUAACCCUUCAAUGUCAUCUGGAAGUCUCAAAGAAGAUGACAUGAUACCUACCUAUUGUGUUGCUACACUAGUGAAGAUAGCGCAGAAGUUUGGCAAUGGUAAAUUGGACAAAGUGCUUCUUAAGAUUCUGAAUGAAGAUUCUAAGUUGACAGCAGCUUUUACCAGCUCCUUAGUAAGUACAUGGCUGGAUGAACCAUCACAGUUAACAAGUGAAGUUGUUAGCCUGCUACUUAAGUACAGCAAGAAACAUCGCCAUUGGUUUGAAGAAUGGUUUGCUCAGAGCUCUCGACAGCAACUGCUUCUUACCAAAGACGUACUGCUUCCCGUGGUUGUGAGUUACUGCACUCACUCAUGUAACUCACUUAAUGCAGAAAGUCCUAUGAUCAGCAUGUUGCACUCUGUCUACUGGCGCUGGUUGCAAGACUGGUUGUUGAUACUGAACAUGCAGCAUGAAUUGGAGCCCAGUGAUCAGUCUAAGAUGGACUUACUCACACACUUACUGAUGCACUCAAGCAAAGAUGUGACCAAUAACCUUCUACGCACCCUCACCACUAAAAUACAAGAACAUCAAGUCACAUAUCACAGGUUUCAGUUACAGGUUUUGCAGCUUUCAGUAGAGAGGUUAGUGUGUUUAAGGGGAUCGGAGUCAUGUACCAAGAAGGAGCAAGGUAUACUACAAGAGGUAAUGGUUGCUUGCUUACAGAGCCUUGUAAGAAUCAUCAAAGGCAGUCAAUCUCAACCAUCCUCACAACUUGAUCUUCAUCUUGAAUCUACAGCUGCAGUCGUUGAGUAUAUAAAAAAGGAUUGGCUAUCUGGAACGCCUGCCCUAAACCAAGUGUGGAAAUCCUUUGUCAGGAAUGGUCUGAAGCACUGCUACCAGUCCAAUAAGAUGAUACAGUUAUUGUCAAGCCUAGUUGAGCUGAUGUACCAACCCAGAAAGUGUGCCCCAAAUGAUGAGAUACCACUAAAACAGGCUUCCACAAUCCUGCCGCUACCAUUGUUGUACCAGAUAGUACUCAGCCAUUCAAAGUUCUUGCCUACUCUUUUGGAGGAUUCAACGGAUGCUGAAAUUGCUACAACCAAAGAAUCCUUGGUGUUAUUGAUGUUGACCAUGGUACGUCUAGAACCACUGUGCUGUCAUAAAGCUCAUUACCCUGUACUGAUUGGAGCCUAUGAUCCUACCCUCAGCACAGCAAAUGCUGCACUUCUCAUGAUUCUACGACAAUAUGAGAUGAAUCAAGCAAGCUCAUUUGAAGACAGGCCAACUUCAUGGGGCCAAGUUGCGAUAUCAAAACAUCAAUCCCAGAAGGCACUUGGAAAAUCACUAUGGCAACAGUCAACCAUGAAAGAAAUACUACAACAGCUAGAGCCAGACACGCUGCAAGACUCUUCUACCCACUUUCCUCUUCAUCGGAAGUUACAGAUUGCCUAUGAUAGUUGUACACCUGACAUUUGGUCUCACCGGUAUGAUCCGUGCUUUCUGUUUCCUCUCUUCAGUCAUCUACUUGCACCAGAGUGUUUAGUAGACUGCCAACAGUUUAUUGAGAGUCGUGCCUUGGCACUGACCUUAGCUGGUCUGAGUAGUUACGACUCGGAUAUGAGGCAAGCGGCUUACCACAUCAUGACGUUUUAUCUUGGUCACUUAGAAGGAGCAAGAUUUCGUGGUCGAAGAGAGGUUUACUACCUGAUGCACUGCCUCAAAAACUCCAUAACUGAGCCUAACAUGAGAGUACCGUGUGUGUUGGGUGUGUUCGUUGCUAGAGCAGCACUACUGAUGCUAACGCCAGAACACUUCCUCUAUCCAGUCAUUCUGCAAUAUCUCUUGAUUAAACCUCAGCUGCAGAUCACUUCUGUUCCUCUAUUCUCUAGACUCGUAUAUAGUAGUAGCUUCAAGCAUGGGGAGGAAUGUAGCUGGAUGGUGUCCUUACUGACCGAUGGGCUCCAGGAUUCAGUGGAUGUGACUUUCUAUCAAAGGAACUCUGUGUUCACAACACUCAUGGCUUUCUAUCAGUCGAAACUAGCUACAAAACAAAUCAAGGAUGGGAUUUUGCAGCUGUUAGACAGAGCUUUGGACAUACAGGACUCAAGACACGGUCUGACCAAGCUGUUAAUGCCAUCUGUGCUACCAAUGAUCACAAACACAAGGAGUGAAUCUCAGCAGUCACACCCAUCUAUUGUGAACCUAUUGAAGAAGAUGAACCCUGUCAAUACAACGCUACAAGACUCCCAAUCUAUCAGCAGUAUCAUCAAGUUUAAACUCGGCUCAUCAUAAACUUAAUCAGCUUUUUAUAGGAUUGAUAAAUGAGUAGAAAGUUAUGCCAGGUAAUUUAAAGGAUUUGGGUACCUUUUUCAAAAUGUCCACAGAUUUAAACAUUAAACUUACUCAGUUUGAAGAU